Messenger RNA from Phalaenopsis equestris, 927 nucleotides. RefSeq lists its product as uncharacterized. The transcript is spliced from 8 exons. NCBI's taxonomy places the organism in Eukaryota, Viridiplantae, Streptophyta, Magnoliopsida, Asparagales, Orchidaceae. The record is from RefSeq and is a predicted model, not a curated record. Bases 195 to 608 code for a protein of 137 amino acids.
CUCUGACCGGACACCGGCACGCAAAACGCAAUAAUUUUUCCGUGUGCAGACCAGCAGUUCGAACCAAGCAGGUGCAGAUCGCGCGCGGAUCGUAGAUCGAUUUUCUAUUCGCCAUAACAUUGCUGCUCAUCUGGUCGCAGCCUAUUCUUCUUCUCUCCACCUUUCAUUUCUCCUUAGGUUGCUGCGACUGAUCGAUGUCGGCCCGGCAGGGUCCGCCGAAACAUCAGAAUAAAUUUGCCUGGAAUCCUAACGCCGGUCAUAAGAAGAACGAGAAGGAACUAGGGGGAAAGUUUCGGCCUUACUCGGAUAUUACCGGGGUAUGCCCAAGAUGCAAGGAGCAGAUCGAAUGGAAGCGAAGGUAUGGGAAGUAUAAGCCUCUUGUAGAGCCUGCCAAGUGCCAGAAGUGCACCAAGAGAGUGGUUCGCCAAGCAUAUCAUAGUGUAUGCUCGGGAUGUGCGAAGGAUCUCAAUGUGUGUGCUAAGUGUUGCUGCAACAAGGAUCAGAUUGUGGGGAGGGAUGCCACAGAGGUUGAGGCUGAGCAAAAGGCCCUUGAAGAAGCAAUUAAAAAUGCUCGUGAAAGGGAUAGAAGGACUCUUCUACGUGCUUGAAGUGACACAGUACUCCACAUUGCAAACAUUCAGUAGUGAAAUGGUGCAGAGAGGUAAUGACACAACAAGAAAGUGUCAACGAGAAAUUGAUGCAAACAAGAUAUGAAUUCUCUAUCUUCAUCAAUCAACCAGUUUGAGAGGAUUUUUGGUUGGAUGGAAUUUUUGGCAAGAAAUCUGUGUUAUAUGGGAAUAUGAUGAUUAGUUCCCUUUGGUUGAGCUUAUUUGUACUUGUUGGUCUUUCUUGUAUUUUAAACACUUUUGGAACGCUAUAACCAAACAUGUUAAGAUGACUUUUGAGUUAGAAACAACAAUUCGACUA